AUGUACUCCAAAACACCCGUGGGCGAUAUCAACAAAGGCCCUGGCCUUGUACACUUCGAUAAGGUUGAAGAUGUCAAGGCCCUUGUGGAUACCUUCCACUCUCGGGGCUAUACUCAUAUCGACACAGCCCGCAAUUACUCUGUGAAUGCUCCUGGGGCCUCUGAGAAACGCCUUGGCCAAGUUGGGGUUGCCUCUCGAUUUGACAUCCAUACAAAAGUCUUGAGUGGCGCUCCUGGAGACCUCGAGCCCUACAAGAUUCAUCUGAGCAUUGAACAGUCACUUGCUGACUUGAAGACCUCCGCUGUAGAGACCAUGUUCCUACACGUGCCAGAUCGCAAGACGCCCUAUGAAGAUACGGCGAAAGCAAUGAAUGACGCCUUUAAGCAAGGGGAAUUCAAGAAAUUUGGUCUCUCUAACUACGCCGCCGCAGAGGUGAAGCAGUUUAUCGAAAUAUGCGAGCAGCAUGGUUACGUCAAACCUAGUGUUUACGAAGGACAUUACAACGCGAUUGUGAGGGGCAACGAGAAGGAACUAUUUCCUCUCUUACGCCAACAUAACAUAGCAUUUUUCGCAUAUAGUCCUGCAGCGGGAGGCUUUUUCUCAGACCAUGCUGCCACCGCAGUACGGUGGAUGAGUGACAAUAUGGUUGGAAAGCUGUACUCGAACCUGUAUGGACAGGCGCCGGUUCAGGCCUCGGUAGCCAUUGUACGGGAUGCCUCAGAGAAGCAUGGCAUCAAUGGACAUGCAGCUGCGUUGCGAUGGACGGCGUUUCAUAGCAAUCUGGAUGGGGAGUAUGGUGAUGCGGUGAUCUUCGGAGUUUCCAAGAUGGAGCAGUUACACAAAACUUUGGAUGCACUCGAGGCCGGCCCUCUCCCCGCUGAGCUCGCAGACGCGAUCUCUAGCGUUUAUGCUACAGUCGAAGGCUCCGAACCUCCUUACCAUCUUUAG
This is a messenger RNA of Neoarthrinium moseri, 948 nucleotides long. RefSeq lists its product as uncharacterized. The coding region runs from base 1 to 948 and encodes 315 amino acids. The record is from RefSeq and is a predicted model, not a curated record. The transcript is spliced from 4 exons. NCBI's taxonomy places the organism in Eukaryota, Fungi, Ascomycota, Sordariomycetes, Amphisphaeriales, Apiosporaceae.